AUGGAUGAAGAUGAACGACAGAGGAAACUAGAAGCUGGGAGAGCUAAGGUUUGUUGCUAACAUGUAACACACGUUAGAAUGGUAUGCUAGCAGUUAGCAAAAGCUAGAAAGCUAGGUCUUUUGUCACAGCUCUGCGCUGGUCCACUUCUGACUAAACUCUCCUGAUGGCUAAAAGUUCUGGUUGGUGUGGGUCAGCUUUUAUUGAAAUUAAAGGCUCUGGUAACUACACCCGUUGGCCGCGCAAUUUGGCUGUAGAGAGCUAAAGGAUGCAUAACAUACCAAGAGUAGCUGAAUUGAAUGCACUUGAGUUUGUAAACAGUGAUUUAGAAAAAUUCAAAUGAGCUUUUUCACCCAGAUUAUGUUAAAUAGUCUUUCAGAUGCCAAAUAGUUUCUUUAUAGAUGUAUGAAGGGCCGAUGCAGGUGCACUGUGUUUUAUUUUGAAGUCUUCUGAGGCCUCCAGCUGACCAAACUGGAGUGCAAAAAUAUAUUUUCCUACCUCAAAGUAGUUAUAAAUAGACAUUACAAAUAUCCAGUUGUUGAGGAAAGUAGACAAGAACUUGAUGAAUAACAUUUCACACUUUUUAAGAAAAUAAACACAGUUAACUGUUUUAAUCAGAGCCCCAAAUGUUAGAUGUCAGACAUUGGUCGUUGUGAUACAACAUAUUAAAGCAGUCUGAUGGACUCCUCUUUUGUCCACCUUUUUCCAGUCUGUGUUGCAAAUGGAAGAGCAGCUGUUUGUAAUUCAAUAGGAAUCCCUGUUACUUAUGGACCAGUAAUCAAGAAUGGCCUGUGUUAACAAACAGGCCAUAUUGUCUGAAAACUAGAUGUCAAAGUAGGUCACCUGUGCAUGGAAGGUUAUUCAAUUGCUUUUCCCAGACAGUGUUGUACCUAAUGUAGGGCCCGACCGAUAUGGAGUUUUUGGGGCCGAUGCUGAUACCGAUUAUUGGGGGGUCUGAUUAAUCAUUGAUUUUUUUUUUAAAUAUGAAGUUAUAAAAAAUAUAUAUAUGUAUAUAUACUGUAGUAUAUCUACAGUAUAUAGAAUACUGUGGCUUUACUGUAGGCUACUGCUCUUCACGCUGACAGGAGGACCGACUGAUCAAAGUCGGACCAGAAAAGCGUUUUAAACUACCCCUGCCGCGUCUUAACUCAAGUUACUCAUUUCAGGUCCGGUGUCAACAGUGUAGCUGGGCUAAUAGCAGAUGGCUAACUCAAAUUUUAGCUUUUUAAUUACAUGGUGCUUCACCGUUAACUCGGUGUGAUCGAGACCAGCACAGCGGGGAACAUCGUGAAGUGGGUUGAACUGAAACUUGUUGACUUAUUGUGUACUUCACAAACUAGUUUAUGUACCAUUGAGGCGGACCACUCUCCUCCUUGCGUCCCUGAGCUGCCUGCUUCAGAUCCGUCACUCUGCUGUGCUGUGAGGUAGUUAGUGGACGAAGAUUGUCAGGAGGUUGCUGCGCCAUCUUCAGGAUAAGUCGGGGAACUUUUCAAAUAGCGGAACAUUUUAUUUCUAUAAAAAUAUCGGCGAAAAUCUGUGAUUUUUGGCCAAUUACGAUUAAUCUCAAAUGGGCUAAAAUCACUGAUUUAUCGGUUGGGCCCUAAUAGAAAGCAGUGGUCCAUUGAUAUAAUGCAUAAUUUGAAAUAGCACAACUUAAUCGCUGAUCUCACUCACAACAGAAAUCCUCCGCUAUGCCUCGAAACAAGUCGGUAAGUAUAGAAACUGGUGACUGGUACAAGCAUUUGAUUCUCCUGUGGAAGUUCUCUUUGUUAUGUUGGUCUUGAAUGUGGUUUCUGGGUGAUCAACGCUUUCCUCUGCUUUUCUGCACCAGGAUAUGAAUGAAUGCUGUACACUUUUGAGAUUUUUAAGCCUGCUGCUUCUAACUGGCCCCAAAUCAUUAAAGAAAAAUGAAUGAGUUUUCCAGCAAUGAUUGAAACGUUCAGUGUUGUCAUGCCUUGCUUACACUGUCAUGCUGUAUGCACGCCAUCAGGUGGUGCAGUAAGCCCGUGAGAUUUGUUAAGGUUGGGUAUGUUGCACAUCUCACAUGAAUAGUGUUGCUAUGGUAAUGCCGCGCUGUCAGUGUUUCACUGUGUGCAAUGCAUCAGAAAGCUUUUCAGAGAGGGUGCCACACAUGUAAAUGACAGAAUAUACACAGACGAGUGCAAACAAAUACACAGGAACCAAAAGAAAAACAAAAGGGACAAAUGGAUGCUGACAUGUCUAUGAGCGCCAUAGCAGCAUUCAGCAGUUCAUUUGUAAGAUCUGAUGUAGCCAGAAUAAGCUUAGGGUGUUCGUCAGAUCCUCAGUGGUGCAGAAGCGGCCUUGGGCUAAACACAGCUCAUCUGGCUAAUGUGCAUUUCUAAGAUGUUGUGGCAGGCAGAGGCGGCAAACAAGGUGACAAAAGGACACUAAGUUAAGGGUGGGGCUUUAAGUCAUUACCAGUAGAGAAGCAAAUGAGCAACAUGAGGUGAGAGGAGAUUUAAAUCUAGUGAUGUUUUUUGUGCGAUUGUGCAAAGCUUUUACCUGGUUUGUGUUUUAAAAGAGAAACAUUACUUAAAAAUCGAUGCAUUGUUGGAUACUAAAUAGGAGUACAAAUCAACCCCACGACGUGGCUUUACAACCAGUCCUGUGACACGUCAUGAGCAUGUUCUCAUGCACACGUAUGUGAUUCAUCAAACAAAGCAACAAGUAGAUCUCCGUGGCCUUGCGACUGAGCAUGCACACUCAGAUGCUGCUCACCACACAGAGCUCUGUCUCCUCCUCUCCAUGUGAAUGCAUCUCCCAGUCUCCACCCUCUUUCCUUUAGUCUAGACACAUGCCAUCCACUAUCCAGUGUUUGUGGAUUUCACUGCACUCUACGUUGGCUGUGGCAGGGAGUUUUAGGAUGAGAGGUUUUGGCACGGUGUGUUAUUCUCUUCAGUCUGCGAGAUCUUCUUCUGGAUAGCAGAGCAGCUGCCCCUUAAAAGGAAGGACUGACAGAUGUGACCAUCAGCAGGAGAGGGAGCUGCCGGUUAUCUGUCAGUUAUUGAUGUAAGGCUUCAUGAGGGUCCCUGUCACAAUGUCAGCUGCUGUAAUCUGAUUUAAGCUGCUUAAAGAAGAGAGACCGGCAGAGAGAGAGAGAAAGAGGGAGAGAGAGACGGAUAUUAAAAAAUACAAGAGGAGUGUUUUGCAGAGAGACAUGGCCUGAGUUGGAUUUGUACAAAACAGUCCCUCUGGAAUUCUGAAUAUCUUGUGGCGUAAUUGGAGAUUAUGUUUUUUUUUUUUAUGUGUAUGAACUUUUCAGGUUCAUAUUCUUUUAUUUUUCGGUUGUUCUCUUUUUUAAUCUUUUAUCCUUUUUAUUUGAUUACAUGGAUAACUCUGUGUCGCUGCGUACGGCUCCAAUCAAGGACUCGAUUCGUCUCUGACUUUUGCUACAUGCUGAGAACUGGAAAGUUUCUGACAUGGAUGUCUGCUUUCUUUCCCUCUAACCUUGUGCUGAUUCUGGUCUGCUGAGAAGUUUUUCUAAUAUGUGUCACUAAAAUCUGCACUCCUCAUGGGUUUGACACAGCUCUCAGGAGGUUUGAGAAUAUUUAGUAUCACCUCAUUUUGAACUUCUCAGGCUGUGGUGUAUUUCAGGUCUGAGUUUGGGACUUCUUCUUGCUUCACUGGGCUCUGUCUUUCUUUAUACCGCACAAGUCUGACUCAUCAAAAAUGACAGCUGCCAAUCUGGGAUUACAAAUGUGUUUAUAUGAAUGCUGUAAUGCUGUUUUGAUUCUCUUUCAAUGAGUCCGCUCUGGGGGGAAAUCUGGACUCGAGUUCUCUCUCACCUCUGACCCCUGAGCUUCACCAUGCUGCUGGUGUGGUGGUGCUCAGUGGUUCUUACCUACGUCUCCGUCUACCUCUCGCUGUCGUUCCUGCGCAGCUUGCUAGCUACAGACAGAAGCGGGCGAAAAGCGACAGUGCGGGGGCGCCGAAAAAGACGCAGAAGAGGAAGGGCCAGAAUGACGCGCAGAAUGACGGCGCGGCGCAAGACCACCACGUAGGGGCGGCGCCCCCUGCGGCUAAGGACAAGGAGCUGAACAACAAGACCAACCAUGAGGUACACCACCUGAUGCGUGUCAACCACCUGCCCUCUCUCUGUAUAUAAUUUACAGAUGACAGUGAAGAAAUCUGAUCUAUGUGAGAGUUCGUCACACUAAUUACUUGAUUGCAUGAUAUUACUUUAUUCAGAUUAUUCACAGAUCAAUCUACAUGACCUCCAGAAUGUGUCUAAUUUUGUUUGCUCACUAACAAGUGGUCCGUGCCCCCCGCUCAGUAAACAUACAUUAGAGAAAUGGGUCACUAACCAUCAUGUUGCCUGUAGGGCAGGUUGUCAUAGCAACCUGGCCAGGAUUGACUGUGGCACUAUUUGCUGCCUUUCAGCACAAAGUUCAGACACACAACUCAAAAAAUGCAAAAAGUGUUUGUGGCACGUUUCAUUGCGCUGGCAUUUCCUCAGCGUUAUUAACAAGCGAAGCAGAAAAAUGUUUUUGACUUUAUUCUGAAAUUUAUUAUUAAACCCUGUAGGAACCCCAGAAACCAGAGAAAUCAAAGGUCGAGAAAAAACAGCAAAAGGAUCGGGCCCCAGAGCCGGAAGAGAGCCCGUCUCCUGUGGAAGACAUCCGAGAAGAGGAGCUUGUCGCACUCACUGGGAAAGAGCAGCUUAAGGUAUACACAGCAUGAUGUGACAUUUUUCUAUAGAGCACUUGAAAGCAUGUGAUUUAAGCACUCGAGAAAGACUCAAUCCAGCCUAAGCAUGUCUUGAGAUGACAAGCUAAAGAGAGGGUUGGCUUACUGUCAUAAAUGCACACUGAGCAUUCUAAUCCUGGCUUCUCAAUUCAAACGCUGAAGACUGGAAACUGAUCCUGUUUACAUACCAAAGAGCUGUUUAUUCCCAUUUCUGUUUGUCAUAUAGAUCAACAUGUCAUUGCUGUUGUGUUUUAACUCAUAAGACAAAAGAAGACUUGUUAUUGUGUUGCUCUGUGUUUGAUUUAAAAGUGUUGGGAAAUUUGUGCGUCUGUGUUCUGUGCCAUCAUCAUCAUCAACCCAUGGGGAGGGUAAAUGUCUGUGUUUCUGCCCGGCUGCACUGAUGUGAAUAUGCAGCGUAUUUCAUCUUCUGUGUUCAUGUGAAAGGAGUCUCCAGCUGUGAAGAUGUAGCAGGUCUAAUAUUACCUUAUGUGAAUUCAGGGGUUUUCAAUUGGCUUGACAACAGUGUCAGAUGGUUUACUUGUUACACUCAGCAUCACGAGUCAUGUAGUAUUUGUUCUCUCAAUGAUGAAGGGAAACAGGGGUCCUCAAUGUUGUUUUACAACGGCUGAUACAAGUAAUGAGAGCAGGCUGGGAGGCAGCUGCAGGGCCAUGAUGACAUUCUGUUGUUGUUGUCGUAGCUGACAUCAUUUUGCAUUUAAAGCAAUUUUAUGAUAACUCCCAUUAUUUCAUGAUCCAGUAACAUGCUCGGAUGGAUUUUUUAAAAUUCCUGAAACAGAAAUAUACAAGGGUUUGGGUUAGGUUUUAUGCUAGAUUUCAGAACAUAACUGGUGACACUUAACUGCAUUUUUCUAUAUACGAAUUUAGAUUAAGGUAGGGCUGGGCGAUAUGGCUUCAAUUCAAUAUCAUGAUAUAUUGAGCGGUUCACCUCGAUAACGAUAAAUGGACGAUAACUACUCCACAAGCUGCUCACCCCCUCCCACAUCAACUUUGUCGACUUCAGCCGCUACAACUCUUGAACCAUCCUCCAUCUCCUCACCUGUCUUUCCCUCUUUGUUACGGACUGGAUGGGGUGGAGUCACGUCUUAAAGGGGCAUGAGACCAUAGCCUACCUACACACAUCCAAAACCAACUUUUAUUUAUUCAUUUUUACACUGAAUAUAUUGACAUGGGCAAAAUGACGUCGGUUAUUGCCAUAAAUUUCGGUAUUGGUUAACUUUUUGGUUUAUCGCCCAGCCCUAUAUUAAGGACAAGCGAGUAACUAUAUGAUCUGAAAAAAGGUCAUUCGGGAUGUGAAAAAUGUGUUAUCACUAAGGAGAACAAAAACAUUUCAGCUGUCUCCAGAUAGCGUCUUUUUUUUUUUAAUCAGAUUAUCUCAUGAUACCAAUGAUGUGUCCAAUCAAUUUGUCUAUCUGAAAUGAAAUCGUAAAAGUUGUGGAUUACUUUUGAUAAACUUGUGUGGCUCGCAGGAUUUACAAGCUAGCUUUCAGUUUGUGGUUGGCUGCAGUCUUCGUGUUUGACAGUUCUGGCUUAAAUGCUAAUCCAUAUCUGCCUUUUCAGCUUUCGGGUUUUUAGAGGAAACAAAAAUAGGCAGAUUCAGACAGCGAGACUUUUAGAGUGUAGCACGAAUUUCCACAUUAAAGACGCUGAAUCUUCACUCAACCUCAGGGUAGAAUGUAUGCAGAUGAGUGUAUGUUUGUACCUGCCUAUCACGGUAUGAUCCAAUCUUCAACUGCACUUACAGAAAUUACAGCAGGCUGUGGAGAAGCGUAACGAGAUCAUCGCGAGGCUCAGCUCCAACCUGCAAGAUGCGCUAGCCAGUAGAGACCAGGUGCAACUGGAGGCACAAUCACUUGCUGGCCAGAUUCAGGCGCUACAGAGACAACUCCAGCAGGUAAGAGACCUACAAUUAUGAACUUCACUGUUUAUACACACUGUAACCGAACGUGAAUACACAGUGGAAUUUCCUUCUUACAGACCAGUGUGGAGUUUUUACGCAUCAAAAAUCAGUCAGGGCCAGAAGUUCCCAACAACCAUCUUCAGCAGCAUCACCUAGGUCACCACUCCCGAUACGUGGAUGUCAACCACAAGGAGGCGUCAUCAGGGGAUUCUGCAAGUGGAGGUCCUGCAGACACAGACAGUGAGACAGACAAUGUUCUGCGCACACUGAGGGCCGAGCUCAAGGAGGAAAAGCAGAAUAGCCGGCGCAUCUGUGCUGAACUGGAAGAGGAGAUGAGGAAACACCAACAUGUGCUUUCUUUACUGGAGGAGGAGAAGAGAGGCAGAGAGGAGGAGCGAAAGGAAAGGGAGGCGCAGAUGCAAGACCUCCAGACCCAGUUGAGCUUCGUCCAAACACAGUGCCUUGAGCUGCAGCAGCACAAAGCCGAGAAAGAGGAACUGAACACAGAAGUGCUUUAUCUGAGGAAAAGGCUUCAGGAGGAGGAAGAUGCACAGCGGAGAUUCAGCGAGGAGAUGUGCGGCUCUGCCUUUCGCCUCCAGAGCUUCGAGGAGGACAUGCGGAGGCAGGGGGAGGAGAUGGAGAAGCUCAAAGUGGAGCACAGAGAGGAAGUAGAGAGAGUCCAGCAGCUAUUGGAGGAGAGGGAGAGAGAACUUAAAGUUAGAGAAGAAGAGGUCGAAGGACUGAAAGGCUCCAAGAAUCGGCAGAACCAGGUGAAGGCUGGUUUUAGCCGCGAUGAAAGGAUUAUUGUGGAUGAGGAACAGCUGGAAAAUGGACCUGACCAGGACGACUUGAAUGUAUCAACGUCUGGAGAUAUCUUGAUGGAGCGGUAUUUGUCUUCAGCUCCUCGUGCGCACUCCCAGUCUUCAGUGAUCCAUGAAAGCUUUGAACACUGCGGUCAGCUCGACGUCUCUGCAGAUCACAGGUCAGAUAAAUACCAAUAGUUAUGUGUAUCUGUUGUUUUUAUUGACUACUCAAAUCAUUUUUUUCUCCAUCUUUUCACAGUUUCGAGCUGAACAGCGACAUUUUGGGAGACGAGCCUCUGUUAUCAAUAACAAACCGUUUCCAAGAGGAAAACAGCCUCCCGGACAACUCCAGCCCACGUGGCUCCUCUGCAACCCCCCUGGCAGAUGACAUGAAGUCUCAAUCUCUUUCCCACUGGCUUCACAACUUCCCUUCCAACAAGCUGGAGACGAGCGACCUGUCUGAGCAGCAGUUCGAGGAGACGGACCUGGAAAAGGAGCUGCUGAAUCAGCAGUGCGGGGAGCUCCGUGAGGAGUUGGCUCUCAAGGACAGGGACCUAGAUGUACUGAGGGAGGAAGUCAUCAAGAGCGCUGAAGAGCUGGAGGAGGCCAGGAGCAGGUAAUGAAGUUAUUUAGGGCAGAGAUUUAAUUAGUUCUUCUCCUGAAAUGUUUUCAUCACUGAGUUUAAAGUUUUUGUGAAACUUGUGUUGAAUCUUUGCAAUAAGUUUAUUCACACUUUGAUUGAGCUCCGCUUGUGGUGUUAAUCCAAUAAAUACAGGUAGAUGUCUUAUGGCAUGUUCGUUAGAUAGUUUUUCUAUGAUUUGUCUAGAUUUAUUUUUUUUAACUUUUUGCAUAUUUUAUUAACAUUUUCACUCUGCGUACAUCAGCCAGCAUAUAACGCAAAAAGAAGUACACUUUUAGACUCCCUCCAGCAUACAGUAAAACUUCCUUUGAAAAAUGCACAAUGGUUUUACAACAAAUCCAAGACAGAAUAAGAAAGUAGAUAAUAGAAAUUCAUAACGCAAAAGUCAACUAAAAUAAAACUGAAUAAACUGAAAACAAACAAAAAACACGAGUUCAGUGACAACAUUUUAAACAAAAACAUAGGUAUAAAUUCGUACAUGUUUCCUUUCAGUAUGUCCCUCAGGGAUGUGUACGUAAAUUUUCUAAACAUCCCACUGAGCAAUAGACGGCUAUUAGACGUGUUACCUAAUUUCAACCGUCUAGAUUCUGUAUAUUUUUGGACGGUUGCACUUUAACUCAUUAUUCGAAAACUAUUUAUCCCAAAAAGCAGCUGUGAGUUGCAUAACUGAUCUCCAAGUACUUCACCAAAAUAAUAAUGAUAGUCGUUAAGCAAAAUACAGUGUAGUAAAGAUACAGCCCAGAUUUAGACUUGGUCCAAACUUGGUCUAAAUUUAGACGUCUAAAAAAACUUUCAUUUUUAGACCUGUGGUAGCCUGAUUUUAGACCAGCUGUCUAGACUACAUUGAGACAUCUAUUAGACCUCUUUUAGACCAAAAAACGCUCAGAGGGAUGUUACUAUAGGGAGCCAAAGAUCUUGAAAAAUGUAGCCUUUAUUAUACUUUUCUAAAGUCAGUCUCUCUAAAGGUAGAAACUCAGAAAUCUGCUCUAGAAACAUCUUAAAGGUCAGGGCAAAUUCAUUUUUCCAAAAUAAAAGAAUACUCUGAUGAUGAUUAUUAAUAAUCUGCAUUUUUUCAUAUCAAACUGAAAAACUGGUUUGUUAUUUAAUAAAUACUCACUGGGUUUUUGAUCAAAUUCUAUUUUUAAAACUUUUUUUGUGAAAUAAUGAACAGAGUUCCAAAAAUUCUUCAAACUAUCACAUUGCCAAAAGAAGUGCAUAAAUGUUCCUUCUUUAUGUUUACAUCUUGGGCAGUUUGGUGAGAUAUCUUUAGAUGUUUCAUGCAUCCUAGAUUUGUCUAGAUUUUAACCUUCUUUGUACAUUCAGGUGGGCCCAAGUCACAGAGGAGCUCAAGGAGGCUCUGCUGGAGCUCGAAGAGGAGAAGGAGAAGAGGAGACACAUCGAGGAGGAGAUGAACGAAAAAACCCACGAACAAGACAACCUGAAGAACAAACUGAGUGCCUUAAUGGGAGAAAAAGAGAAGAACGUGGUCGCGUUUACAGGAGAGGAAGCUGCUGAAACUUCCCUGCUGCUCCCUGAUAUUUCCUCAUCAGAAGAGACAGAGAAAUUGGUGGGGGGGAUUAAGAAUGAGCAGGAGAAGGAAGCCACACUCCUGUCUCAUCAGGCGCCGUCUCUGCAGGAGAUAAAGCAGGCGUCAGACUCUGCCAAACAGAAUGUGGAGCUUAAAGAUGACAACCAGCUGCAAACACUUCAGGUAUAACAGAAUAAUCUGUGGGUUUGUGUUAACAGCUUAAGGAGAAUGUAAACACUCUCGGCUCUGCACUGAAAUUUAGUUAAAAUUGUGCCAGACAGCAGCAGUAGCAAUGUCUGUGCUACAAAAAAUGAUAAAUGAGUUCAAUUAACAAAAAGCGAUGACUAAUUUUCUCCUUUUCUUUUCCUCAAGGCUCACUGUGAACUUCUGAAGUCGGAGUUGAGUCAAAUGACGACGGAUCGGGAUAAAACGCACAAGAAACUCGAAUCAACUCAUGAACAAAUUCUUGAGAUUGAGUCAGAGGUGGACAGAUUACAAGGAGAGCUGAUGCAAAGACAGAGAAGUCUAGAGAGAGCUGAAAAAGCGAGGAAGGAACUCGAAUCUCAGAUCUCUUGUUUGAGACAAGACCUGGCUAACCAGGAGGAGGCCAAAACCCAGGCAGUGCAGGAGAGGGAGGAGCAGAGGAGAAAAAAGGAGGAGAUGGAGGAACAAGUCAGACAAAUGGAACAAGUCUUAGAGGAGGAACUGGAACAGUUUGAGAACCUGCUAAAAGACAAGGAUGAUGAGGUGAGGUAUUGAGAAUAAUCACUUUUUAUUUAUUUUUUUUCAAUUUAAUUCUAACCUGAACAUGAUUAUUUAUAAUCUGUUUUAGUUGGCUGUCGAGAGGGAGAAGUGGGAAGACGAGAGGCAGGAGAAGGACAAGGAUCUUCACAGUAUGAGGCGUCUUCUGGAAGAACAGAGAAGGGAGAGGGAGGAGGAGGUGAAGGCGCUCCUUGAGAAGCAGGCCAUGGUGGUUGAGGAAUCUACGGAAAGGCUCAAAACAUCUCACCAACAGGAGAUCAAAGACUUGAUGGAGAAACAUCAAAAAGAGGUGCGAGAAACUACAACUAAACUGCGUGUAGACUUUAUUAUUAUUUUAUGGUGGCAUUCAUAUUGUGAAAAUAUAAUAUAAUGUGAAUUAUGUAGCGUUUACCUAUGCUGCUUACUUCUUGUAUAAUGUAAAAUGAUGCAUAUUUAAAAAGUCACGAGUUGCUUUGCCCAAUUUCCCAGAUUUCUAAGUUGAACUCUCACCUGGAGUCAGAACUGUUGAAGCAGCAGGAAGAACAGAAGAAGCAGAUCAGCUUCAUCAAACAGGUAUCAGAGAAUAUUCCACCUUUAAUCCAUCAUCCUGCUCUAUUUGUUCAUUUUUAUUUUAAUCCUAUUUCUUCUUCUCAUGUGUCCCAUUUUCUGAUUGUUUUUUUUCCCCUCUAGGUGACUGAACGUGAGCACGAGAGGAUGAUCUCAGAGCUGUCAGCCGAACACGGUGAGGAACUCAACCAGCUGAGGACAGAACUGUCCGUGGAGCUAAGGGAGAGCCUGGAGGCUGCCCACCAGGCUGAACUGCAGCAGGCUCAGGUAUUCUAGAUAUAUUUGCUGCAUGUGUUUUGACAUCUUCAUUACUUAUGCAGGCCUUCUCUUCCUGUCUUCCUCCAUUUCUAAGUUACAGGAAUUAUAUCAAAUCUUAAAACCUAAGACAGCUGUUUUGUUACUUGAGGGAUAUUAAGUUUGAUGCUAUUUUUCACUUGAUAUAAAUAAAAAUAAACUGGAGGUAACAGUGUGAGUUUAAAGUCUAAAUGUAUCACACAACCCUCCAUGCAGGAAAAGCUCCCCCUCUGACAUACUUUCAUUUCCUGUAGAUCCAAAAGAAAGCUGAACUCGAAGCCUUGCGUCUGAGCCUGACCAGCGCCCACACGUCCCAGCUGGAGCACUCCCAGUUGAACUUUCAGCAGGAACAGGAGUCUGCGCUCACCAAAGCCCAGGCUUCUCUGAGGGACACUUUUACACAGGAAAGUACUCUCCUGCAGGCCUGGCAUCAGCUGGACUUGGACCAGCUCAGACAACAGAACCAGCAGGAGCAGGAGAGGCUGCGUGAGCUGCACCGACAAAGCAUGAGUAAGUGUGUGGAUGAGACACGAGAGGGGCUUUCAAACUAUUCAGACCGUGUUCUUUUUCAUGUUUGCUUACAGGUGCAUUCAACCUGCGUGCUAUUAUGAAUAUGGCUGAGUCACCCUCAUUCUUUCAAGGCUUGUUCAGGACGAAGUAGAGCACAGGCGCAGCUGUAACCUUCACAUUAUUUGAUAUGGGCGAGCCUUUUAUUUGUUUGGUUGUUUAAACUUUUAUUUGCACAGAUGAGCUGAAGCAGCAGUGGGAGAGGACGAUGGCUCAGGAGAGAGCUGCAGUGGAAGAAAGGCAGGCCAAAGAAAUGAAGGUGAAGCUUGUUCAUGUCUUCUUGUAUAAAACUGUGUCAGAUCACUGCACUUCUGAUUUUGGAAAGGCCUUUAAGUGCUCAUCUCGGUAGUUACACCUUGUUAAAUAAUGAAAUCUGCAUUCCAGCUCAUGUUAGUCUCGUCUUUCUCCCAGGAUGCCGAGAGCACCCAAUCCAAACUCCUCUCAGAGAGUCAGAACAGCCUUACCGCAACCCAGACAGAACUCGCUAACACCCAGACGUCCCUCACCCGGACCAACAAAGCUCUCAGCGAAGCUCAGGCUGCUCUGUCACAGACACAGUCGGAGCUGCAGGAGACAACAGCCCAGCUCGAGGAACUCAAGACCUCCAGCAAAGAGCAGAAGCAGAAACUGGAGGAGGAGCUGAAACAAUCCUGGGCAGACAGAGACGCUGCUGCCCGUGAGUUGUCAAUCUGCUGAUCUGAUUAGAGCUUUAUAUGAAUUGAAUAAAAGUCUGGGUGUAUUUAUAUUUUGCGUUCCAGUUUACUUAAAUUGUCAGUAUCUUAAAUGUUACCCAGGUGCUCUGGAGGAGUUGGUUUCCAGUCACAAGACAGUGCUGCAGGAGAAAGAGCAGCAAGCACUCCACCUACAGGAGCAGGAGCACCAACUGCAGAAAGAGGUGAUCCAGAAGUGUUCAUAUGUAGCUGUGUUAUACUCAUGUCUAAUUUUAGUACACUGGCCCUCUUAUUCAUAAAUAGCAUUUAAUAAAUUCAGUAAAUGUUUGCCUUAUCCGAUCAUUUUAGAUAUUUAACUUGUUAAGAGAGCUCCAGAGUAUCAAACAGGAGGAAUAUGAAAGUCCGAGUUACAGUAAGUUUCAUUCUUACUCUCUGUGAACCAGGUUUUGCGCCUGCAGGAGGAGAAGACCUUAUUAAAACAGAGCUCAGAAGAAGAAGUAGGUCAACUGUGGAGCCAGCUGGAGAGUAUGAGGACAAGUCGCCAAGAGCUGGGAGGUGAGCUUGUUAAACCAGCCUGACAUGUGCUUGACAGAGCUGUAUUUUAAUCAACUGCUUUCAUUCAAAAACAAAAAAAAAACGCACAACAACCACACUCAAGACCUCUCAAGUGAAAGCUGUAAGAAACACACACGAGCCUGCACUUUCGUUUUCUGUCUUCUCAACACGCCUCGUGUUUUUGUGUUCUUGCUUUUUGUUUUACAGAGCUGAAGGAGCAGCUGCGCGCUCGCUCGUCUCGUGUCGAUGACAUUGAGUGCCUGAAGUCGGAGUUUAACGAUCAAAAGCGGGAAAUAAAGGAGCAGAAUGAGGCUGAGCUGGAAAGCUUGAGGAGGUAUGAGAAAAGCAGGAACACACACUCACAAACACACACACACAUACUGCAAGAAUUGAUUCGUGUUUUACCCUCAAAAGACUCGCCUUAAGUUAUUUUCAAUGUUUUCCGAGGGUAAAAAUCUCUGUCCUUCAAUCCCCAAAUGUAGUUAGCACAGUAUGAGCUGCAUUUCUCAAAGUCACAAAUUAAACUUCAUCCCUCCUUCAGGUACUUCGAGCAACGGUUGCAGGUGACAGAGGAGAGCUACAGAGAGGAAAUCGCUCUGCUCCAGCUGAGGCUAGUGGAAGGUGCCAUGGAGGAAUCUGUACUAACCAGGUUUGUUUGGAGAAUUUCAUAUAAGAUCAGAUACAGUAUAUCCCCAGUACGCUUGCAUGGUUUAGUCAACAUCUGUCUUUAUGUUUUAGUUCCAUAUCUCACAGCAAAAUGGUCGAGGAAAAGUACCACGUGCUUCCUGAUGCUGACCUCAACCUGGAGAAACAAAAGGUGUGUUUAUACUUUAAAAGGAUUUAUAGGAGUUUAUUGUUUUGAUUUCACGGUCACAAAAUUCACUCUGCAUCAUAUCGUGUCUCGUUCAUCAGGAAAUGCUCGACAGUUUGCAACUUGAACUGGAGGAGAAACACUCACUGGAGCUUUCAGAUCUUCAAACGUCCAUGACUCUUUCGUUCAAGGAGGAACUGCAGCAGGUCAGAUGAAGACUCUGAUUUUAAAACCAUUUCAAGAGGUUUACAGUGUAGAUUUUAAUGGCUCUCGUAGUUAUUACUGAGUAAAUUAUUGUAAAGUGGAUUUGAAUGUCACAUUCAAUGAGUCAAAGAAAAUGUAAAGAUUUGUAGCCGUAUGACUAUGAAAGGAUAAAUUCUGGCAGAGAAAUCACCGCCAACUCACUCACUCACUUGUUUAAUGUAAUUGUUUGUAUCUCAGGUGCGCUCAGACCUCACUGACUUCUACUACGAGGAGCUGCAGGAGAUAAAAACUCGUCAUGCUCUGGAGCUGGAGCAGCUCAGAGCCAAACUCUCUGACCGCCACUUGCAAGGUUUCUUACACACCAAAUACACGGUUUAAACUGAAAUGUACGUAUGAUAAGUUUUAAAAUUUCCUCUGUUUCUUUUCCAGAACUGACCCAAGUUCAUGCUGAUGGAGCAAGACAGGUUGAGGUGAGAGAAAACGGAUUGUAAGAUUAUUUGAUUGGAAUACUUUGUGGUUUUGUGAGUUAUUUAUGGUGUUGUUUCGAUCAGGUGGAGGUCGAACAGAGGACGUGGUGUCACACAGAGGAGCUACAAGCAAGCAUGACCAUCAUCCACAACCUGGAGAGCAGACUGGCUGCCCUGAAGUCAGACCAUGAUGGAGAAAUGGAGAAAGAGAGGACCAGCUUUGAAAAAGCACUUCAUGAAGAGAGAGAGAAGUUGAGGUCUCUACAGGGAGCGCUGGACAACGAUGAGAGUAAGACAGCUGCUGGUUAUCAGGAUUCCUGUCAUGAGAUUUGAAAUAGAUAACAUAAUGUGUUUGUCUCUUAGGUCCACAGAUCCUGGUAGUGAGGCAGAGACUUGAAGCCCAGUAUGAAAGUGAGCUGCAGCAGGUGAAGAGCCAAAUGACAGCAGACAUUAAGGAGGUCACUGCUCUCCUACAGGAACAGGGCGAGGAGCGAUUACAACAGGCCCAUGACAGGUGAGCUCUCCAUCAAGGUCUUCUCUGUAACUGACUGAGACAAGAGUAUUGCCUUUGUAAUACCCACAGUGCACCUGUGCUGAGUUUACCGAGACACCAGCUGCUAUUUGGGUAAUAAAAAAUAUUUCUGAUUUCUGAUUUCACUUUUAAAAAAUGGUGUUGUAUAUAUUUCUAGGAGAAAAAAAUCUAGGAGAUUGGUACACGUCUUUUUUUCUUAAACAAUUUAAUUUACUUGAAUCUUUUGCCAAUAAAAGGGACACUUUUAUGUUGAAUAAAUAUGUUGAAUUUACCUUUUUUGAGGAUUUUUGCCUGGUUGGUCACAAUUUUACUACAAGUUGUACGAUGCUAUGGUCAAAGUUGUUUCUCUGCAUGUUUUGGGUUACAUGAUGAUAGGAUGUAGCAGUCAGUGAUUCUUUUUUGUUGUUGUUUAUUUUUUCUGCAUUUAGCCUUUUUUUUGGUGAGACAGUGUAGAGAGUCAGGGAAUAUCGGAAAGGAAAAGUGGGAGUAACAAAGAGCCACUGCAGAGGAGUAUAACUUCUGUCAACAUGAGUCAAACUAGCAUCUCUUGUUAAGACUACUCUUACACACUGAGAACUGCUUUUGCUUCCAGUUCUUUUGUUUUUAUAACUUUUAUUUAUGAGAGGCAAGUAUACUGGUCCACUUCAGAGAGGUACAAGUUAUUUCCUUUUUAACUUUGAACAUAAAUGAACCAAGAACACCCUUCCUCCCCCCAGCCCCCAAAUCUCCCAUUCGGACAGAUGACAUUUAGAAAAUAGACAAUACACUGACAAAACAGACAGUAAAUAAAAUAUAAAUAAAUGUACAUAUAUAUUCGUACAUACAUACACAUAUCAGAUAGUAAACAUGACAAUAACAACAGUGAUUAAAAUAAAUACAUGGAUCAAUAAUUUCAAAAAGAAGAAAGAAAGAGAAUAUUAAUAAAAAUAAUUAAAAUAAAUAAAUUAAACUUAAUUAAAAACUAAAAUAAAUUAAAACUAAAUAAAAAAAAUAAUGAUUAUGAUAAUAAAGUUAAAAAUUGAAAAUUCUUCUGCUUGUCUCUUGGAUUCCAUGAAGCUUGAGCUAUCAUGGCAAAUAUAGUUUAGCGGGUAGUUACCUCCUGGCGGACGGGCACAUUACGACGGAUGCCACCCCAAUCAUAGAAAAAUACUUAUAGAGAGAUUACUUGUGCUGGUAAUCUAUCUAGAUACUCCAACAGUGGUUUCCAAUGUUUGUAAAACCUAGCAGUUGAGUGACAACUUAAUUUUUUCUAGUUUUAAAAGACCUAAAGUGUCAUGCCACCAGAUUUUGAUAGACAGAGGUUUAGGAGAUUUCCAUAAGAGUAAGAUUCGCUUACGAGCAACGAGAGAGGAGAACGCAAUAAUGUUAUUUUGAAUGACAGAGGUGUGAAGAUCCUCUGGUGGGUUACCAAAACUGCUUCCAGUUCUGUUAAAUAAAAAGACAACAGGAUGAGGUCGCCCAUCUGCCUGUUGAACUGUGCACAAAUCCCUUUGCUCCAUUUACACACACUGAUUUUUACAUGCACAUUACAGUAGUAAAAUGAGCUCUAGUUUUGUACUGAAAAGCCUCAAAAAUCCUGCAUUUGUUUGAGUUUGGAUUACUUUUCUUGUCUGUGUUUAGGUUCCAAGAGGAAAAAGCAUCAUUGGAGCAGCGUUUGAGCCAAAGAUAUGAAAUCUCUCUGGCAGAGCUGACGAACAGACAUCAAACUGAGCUGCAGAACGAGAGGGAAACAUUGCUGAACAAACACUCCCAAGAGAUGGACUCACUCAGUGCCAAACACAAAGCACAACUAGACUCACUCAGUGCCAGUCACAAAGGUCAGCUUGAAGCUCUGACUGUUGAGCUUGGAUCCAAACACAACGCUGAGCUUGUUGCCUUGGAGGAGGCUCUCAGUUUGAAACUAAAGGCAGAACUUGGAAGUCUAGAGACCGAAUUGAAAGAGACCAACCAGGCUCAGCUGGAAGCUUUGGAGGCCGAGUUAGUUCGCAAACACCAGGAUGAGAGGGAUGAACUGGAAAAGAGGAUGCUGGGUAAUAUGGACACUUUGGAGGCAACGUACCUGAAGGAAGUGCAAGUAAGGACACAAAGACACAGUACUACUUUUAUUAUGUUUUCAUCCACAAUCACUUUUGAAUGUUAUUAUUAUUUUAAUGUCAGACAUUACAUGAUGAAAUGGCGCAACUCAAAGACCGCCAUCAUCAGGACCUGAACCACCGAAGGUCAGAACAGAGGCAGCUGAUGGAGCGCCACGCUGCAGAGCAGCUGUCCAUCAGGGAGGAGCUGAGGAAGGAGCUGGCUCAGGUGCACAUGGAGAAGUUUAGUGCCAUGGCAGCUGAGCUCAGCCAUGUCCACACGGUGAGCACAGAAGAUGCCCAGUAGUCCCCCAUGUAAACAGAAUCAGCACUUAUGUUUUUCAGAACUGUUAUGAUUGUGUGUCAAACUUUGUUUUACAGACUGAGCUGGCUGCUCAGAAAGAGGCCUUAGAUACUGAGCACUGCAAAGCCCUAGAAACCCUAAAGAAGCAGGUACUUAGAAUUUACUUUAUUUAUUUACUUUGUUUGUUCAACGUGGCUAAACAGGGGAUUACAGAGUCUGUGGAUUAACAAUGUCAAAUGGUUUGCCAUAUGUGUCUGUCACCUCAAACUCGCACUACCAGCCUUCAGUCCUCCAUAAAGUUAAUGACCACAUGCCUGUGUCGUUAAAGCAUCGCCCGGUCGAAUGCUAAUCUGCCAGUUAACCCUGACACCACCCAACUGCAACAUUUUCAACAUCAAAACACGCAACAAGAUGCCAUCUGUUUGUUUACAUUGUUGAUAUCUGAGUGGAGCAGUGGAGCAUCAUGGCAGUAGCACUAGGGAUGGGAAUUGAUAAGAUUUUAUCGAUAUUGAUGCCUUUGUCGAUUGUGCUUAUCGAUUCAGUUCUUUAACGAUUCCCUUAUCAAUGCCUGUCUUUGAUUUAAAAAUAGACUAUAGGUUUUCACCAUUAACCCCAAAUUUUAUUAGGUCUGUGAUGACAGAAAAAGAUGUUUGCCACCUUCAGUGAGAGUCUAAAAAUAGUCAAACGACAAACAAUUUGUACAGCAUUUACUUCGGUCGGUACCAAGUCAAAUUAUGGUGACCAUAUUCUCAAUCCCCUAAAAGAGGACACUACUUCGCAGAGUCUCGUGCAAAAUUUUUGAGUGUUUUUUAUGCGCUAUUACCUCAGUUAGUCCAUGGUACACAAACUCAAAACUUCGAUACAAAACCCGUUGUCGACUUUCUUAGUAAAAUGAAGCCACAUCUUAGGUCGUUUCUGCCUACUUUUUGUACCAUUCGCCAUGUUUUUGUCCUCAAAGUCGCUGUUUUCGUUCACGUAGACUUGCUUGUUCUUGUUCUCAACAAGAACCGGUCCUCGAUUCCCAUCCCUAGCACCAACUAGUGGUGGAUGGCUGCGCUACAUCUUAGACGCAACAUGUAACUUUUGGGAAUAUUAGUAAUUUAGGUAAUGAAGCAGUAAUUUCACUGCACAUCCCCAGAAGACGCUCAUACAGACAGACCAGACGCGUGUUUGUUAGAGGAGCCUUUCAUUUCAAUAUUGUGACAUGCAAUGAUCAAUAUGUGUUUUAAAAAAGCAUAAAUUAUAGAUACAAUUUUGAUGACUUUUUACUGCUGCCUUGCCCAGUUUGAUGUUUUUUUUUAAUGAUCAAAGAGUUAUUCAUCUUUUCAUCAAUUUGCAGGUUUUAGAGCUGGAAAAACAACACGGCGCUGCUCUUCAGGAGCUCUCAAAUACCUACUCCAGUGAGAAAAAGCAACUCAUCGAGCAGCAUCAAUUCCAGCUACAGGUGUGUGUGUGUGUGAAUUUCCGUCUCCUACAUGGUGAUUUAACAUCCAAAGCUCUGCCUGCUGAGUUGUUUUUAAUGCCUGUCGGUUGAGUUUUUGUCUUUGUGGGUCUUACACCCCAUUAGGGAGAGGAUUACACAGAGUUAUUGUUCAUCCUUUAUAAUGGUCGACUUGUGCAUAGAGGCAAAGAACAUUUAUGUGGAUUCGUUCUGAGAAGCCCUCCGCAUGUGAGCAUUUGACAAACUAGAUGUUGUAGUAUUAAUCCAAACACACGACACGUGUUCGCUGUAGGAGCUGAGGAGCGCCUCUGCACGAGAAUCUGAGGCAUGCCGCAGGGAGCUGGAAGAGGAGUCGUCAAGGCAACGGCAGCACUUCCUAGAAGAGGUGGAGCUCAUAAAAGUCCAAUCAGAUGAGAGGCUGCAGGAGCGGAUUAAUCAAGUGAAGGUAGAGGGGAGAUGAGGAGAAAGAUGGCCACAGGGGAAGCUUCAAGGCUCCUUUUAGGGGAACAUUUUAACCUUUGUGUCUGCCAUGUUUCCAUCAAAUCAUCAUUUAAUAUGUUAGAAACGUCAUUGUCAUCUUUCUCUAAUUAUUCAAAGUUCAAUAUUUAUGUGAGAGCCUGUUUAAAAACACAUUAUGUAAUAGCUCUGGAUUAUGGAAAGCUGUGUGUGUGUGUGUGUGUGUGUGUGUGUGUGUGUGUGUGUGUGUGUGUGUGUGUGUGUGUGUGUGUGUGUGUGUGUGUGUGUGUGUGUGUGUGUGUCUGUGUGUCUGUGUGUCUGUGUGUGUAUGUAUUUGUUUCGACAUUGGCUGCUCUAAGCUCCAGCUGCACCAGUUCAGACUCAGGGACAAUUCUUCCUGUUGGACUCUUUCCCACUGGAGCUUUAUUCAAACCCAGUGUCCACAUAAUCCCACCAUCAUAUAUGUAGAAGUGUUGGGUGCAUCUGUCUCUCUGUUCCCUGACUCUGCAGGGUUGUGUGCAUGUGUUGGUGUUUUUGCAAUCUCAACAGUGGCUAAAUGGAUGGAUCUAAGCUUUUUAUCCUCUAAUGCAGAAGAUUUGGAGGCUGACUGUACUUUUUUUUUUUUUUUUUUUUAAACCAGACAUUUCACCCAUAAGCCAGUGAGACAUGACUAGAGAUUUCUUUAGCUGUGGCGCUACCAAACCUUCACUUCACAGCGGCUUUUUAAGAUGAUGAUCUGUGUCUUUUUCUUGAUUUUUCAACAUCACUGUUUCCCCCAAAGACGGAGUCUGAGGAGAAGAAGCAGGCGGAGCUUGAGGACCUGAGGCGGAGCUUCACAUCUGAACAGGAGGAGAAGGAGCGGAGCUACACUGGCAAAAUGAGUCAGCUCACUGCCCAACUGCAGCAGCUGGAUGCCGUGGUGGCCCAGGUACUGCGCACUCACACGGUCCCUAUCCAGCCUUUUACCAUUUUGUCUGUUUUUGCUUCAAAUGGAAAGCUUGAUUAAGGGGACACCUGCAGCUUCACUUUUGAAGUGGGAACACUAGACGGGCAGGAGAUUUAAUUUGUUGCAUGAUUAGAGUUGAGGCACAAAGUAGGAGCCAAUGAGAAACUACUGACCAAUUAGAAACGAGAAAGAGAGAGAAGGGAAAAACAUUCCUGCUAAGUCACCCUCUGCCUUUAACAUCUUAUUUUGGAGAUCACCUGAUCAAUCAAUCACUGCAGACAUCUGCUGAGUUUGUGUGUCCAAGUAGAGUGGAUCAUGCACUUACGCAGGAGAACCAGAACAAUGAGCUGAUUAAUCAAGUGGCGAAUCGCUUGAAGAUUAGUCUGAAAUCUUUGAGGUAAUUGGAUAAUCCUAUUAGAAAUUGCUUGAGAAAAGCUCCCUGCGCACUUAUUGCGGGGAUUUUCCACUGAUUUCUUUCGGUCACUGCAAUUACUUUUACAUCAUAACAGAACUUACAUGAAUCACUAACCUGUAACUAUUUUAGAUGUGAUAUGCUGCUGACGGGGAAAGCUGUUGUUCUCUUGGGGGACGUUGAUAUUACUCAACAGCAGCUACACUGAAGAGGCUGCCUGCAGUGUCUGCAGACAUAAUCUGUUCAUUUAUUCAAUUGGCCUUGCGAGCAUAGGGUUUAUGCCACUAAUCAGACCGAUGACCUGCCGAGACCAAUUCUUGAGUCUUUCUCUAAUCUUACAUAUUUGAAGAUUAAUUAUAAUUCAGUAAGAUCGGAUCACUUCAUGUUAAAUUUUCCAGACCGGGACCUUUGUGGUUGCCUACGUAACCCUGAUAAUCAUAUAAAAAUAGAUGAGCUGGAACUCUUGAAAUGAAAACAUGUUGAAAUCCUUUUUAUGGAAAAAAAAUCUGAAAACAAAGGGAAACUUUUUGUGUAUUCAUAUAUCAUAAUAUUCGAUCAGUUUGGUUAGAUUCACUUGAGACGACAUUUUCUGGUGAUGGCUUUUGUUGAGAUGUAAAGCAGCGGUCAGAAUGUUAAUCAUUUACCACCCUCCUUCUGUGCUUGCUUAAAUUUCUGUCUUCUGAAACAUAUUUUUGACAACAUAUGAAUCCUCUAUGAAAGAGUUGUUUCAGAAGUUUCACUCUCUUCCUAGAACCCAAACAUUUAAGAUUGAUAAUAUAUUGCCAUUAAUCAUCAUGACCAUCAUGGCCUUACAUAUUCAAAUAUUUGUUUCCAUGGCACCUUCCCGGCUUGCCUGGCAUGGUUAGAUAUUAAAACACACACUUGUACACUCCCCCCUCCGUGAGGUCUGCGGAGAGAGGCUUAAGAGUGGUUGGGAGGGUGCUGUUGUCAAGGCAACAGCAUUGUUUGGUCGGGGCAGGUGGCUGCUCGAGACAUGUUUGAUGUGAGAGAGCGGGAGGGAGAGCGGAAAGAGAGGGAAGUAAGCCGUAGUGAACGGACAGAAAGAGAGGGAGAGAGGGAGAGAGACGAGGCUGAGGUACCAGAGGUGAGUAAAACUAAUUCAGGCCUCGAAGAAAACUCUGAAAGUCUCUUCUGAGAGGAAGCGCAGCUGUGAAGUCAGAAGUUCGCUCGCUUUAAUCCCACUCUGGCUUGGAAAUGAACAGUGGUACUUCUGCCAAGGAUGCUUGAAGAUUACAGUCAGUUUGUGUGUCUUUUUGCUUACGUAGAAAUGCAUUUUCUACGCAUGUUUAGAUGGAUGCUUUGGUUGUCUAUGGAUGAGGUUGAUUCCCUCAUGAUCAACAUCUGGCAUGAUUGACUUUUUGAUGCAGAACCUGCCAUCUGCUUUUGUCACACUCCUGGCAGUGUUACGAUGUUGAUGGCCAUGUGACUUUUUUUAUUUAAAACAUCAUUCUGAUCACAGUCAUGGCCGCAGGCUUUAUGCUGUCUCAGCAUCUGUCCUGAAAUCCGAUAUCUAAUAGAGGAAAUAUGCUGAUUAUGGCUCCAAUAUUCCCAUUUUUGACCAUAACUUCAGAUGCACACACACUGAACCACUUUUUUACACCUACAUUUAUAAUCCUGGAAAAAAAAACUCCGAAAUUUUUCUAAAAUUUAAAUUCUUGGCUGAACUACACAACUGAGAGGCACUGAUUCAUGUUCAUCCAGACCUUCAUGAUGCUUUUCAACAAAAACAACAAGCUUGUAUUUGACUUUUUUUCCCCCUUUUUUGUUUUUUUCAUCUCCUGAAUUUCAGAGGGGUAGUUAAUACGCUUGUUUUAAUUUGACAUUCCCGUGUCUUAUUUGCCCAGUUGAGAGCGGAGGUCGGCUGUCUUCAGGGAGAGUUGGAAGGGAAGCGAGCAGAGAUGGACACGUUAGGCACUCUCCUCCAACGAAGAGAGCGGGAGAGUCAGGAGGGCGGGAAUCUCCUGAAGAUGCUCACCGACGACCUGCAGACUUCCAAAGAGGAAAGGUAAAGGCUGUACUGCAUUGGUGUGAAUACAAGCUAAGUAAAGCUUGUGCAUUAAGAGAGAGCUUUAAAUACUGUCAGUUUGUGUUCUCUGAAGACCAGGUGACAAAGCGAAGGAAGCCUGAUUAUUUCUAAAUUAUUUUUUGCCAUUGGGCUGUUUCUGGGGAAGCAAUUUAUAGCGCACUCAGCAGAAGUGUCAUUCUUCGCCGUUGCUGCAGAAGAUUCACACAAUAUGAUAUUUUUGAUGAUAUGUUUGAGGGACAGAAGGAGGAUUUUUGGUGACAGAAUAUUACCUACACAUGCACAGGGAAAGCAAAGGCGCACUUGUUACAUGUCUGAUGCUUCACUCCUGUUUUCCAAAGGUGUAACCUCCUUCAGGCCAACGAAAAGCUGAGAAAAGUGCUGAUCGAGAUGAUUCGCCAUACAGUCGCUACAGAGGAAUUGAUCGGACAGAAGAUCGGCGGCAGAACCAAAACAUCUGAGCAGGCGGCUCAUCGGAGGAACUCGGCCUCAAACAAAGAUGCACAAGAAUCAGGUCUGUGGAUGUCUGAUGUAUGUAAUAUGAUUUUAGGUUGCAGCACAGUCCAGACAAACGGUUCUUAAGAUGUUGGAUUUAAAUAUGUGCAUAUUUGCUUAGUGGUCUUUUUUAUGUAUUUUAGUUACAGACUUCUCUGCAGAUGAACUGGAGCUGACACAUCAGCUCUGCGAGAGUCUGCUGGUCUCAGACACUCAGAUCAAUCCUGGGGGAGAAGAAGCCGCUCUGAAUGCCUGCAACAGACUGCGUCACACUGUUGACACACUACUGGAGCUGCUCAACCAGGCCAACACACAGGUAGAGGAGCAUACCUCCACACCCACCGUUUCCUCAACCAUCAAUACAAAUCUUAUUAAUAUUAUUAUUUCUCACUUUCUUGAUAGCUGGAGCAGACUCAUCAUGUCCAUCUUUCUCUGGAGGAAAAGUUCUCCAAGGGCAGAGAGGACUCCGCUCAGCUCAUUGAGCAGCACAAGCUCCUGUUGGAGCAGCUCGAUCAGGAGGCCAAGAUGAAGAGUCACCUCCAGCUGGAACUCCACAAAGCUGAGGGUGAGUGUCGUAUCAUCCCUGACUCAUCCUCUCAAGACUGACCCCACUAUGAAUGAACCCUCUGAUUAACACGGCUCCUUUGAGAACAUGAUAACUGUUUUUUUCCCCUCUAACAUAAAUUCUCUGGCUGUGAAUGAUGUGUUCAGGGCUUCUGGAGGGCUACGUGGCUGAAAAAGCAAUCCUCGAGGAGUCCUUGCAGCAUAAGGAGGCUCAGGAGGAAAGACUGGUGGAGGAGCUAGAGGACCUGAAGAUGAAGCUGCACCUGCUUCAGGGUCUCCCUGUGGAGCUGGACGGCCUCAGACUGAAGCAUCAGGAGCUCAGUGAAGAACACACACUACUCCUGCGCCAGAAAGAGCAUCUUUCUGCGGGACUUGGGGAGAGGGAGAAAGGUAAGCACAGCGCGCACAAAUUUGUGUGUCUCUCUGCGUAAAAUGUUACAUGACCGGUUAAGUGCGCUCGACCGCACACUUACAUAAUGUCUGUGCUCAGAUGUGUCUUUUCUCCGUAGGCCAUUGGCUCAUUUUAGAUCCUGGGAAAGGUUUGUGGGUCAGAGUGGAGUAUGAGUGUGUGGUGAGGGGUUGGGGAUGAAUAUGCACUUUAUUUGCGGUGCUGUGUGAGGUUGCUGUUUGUAAUCCUGCAAUUGGCAUUCGCUGGUUGCAGAGACGUGGAGUGCUGUGUCAAUUUUCAUCUUAAACACUUGUUUGUCUAUUCAGCGUCUUCUCUGUAGGAGAGGCACAUCAUGUGUAAUAACUCCAUAUAUAUCACUUGUCUCGUGUGUAAUCUUCUCUUUGUGUUUUCAAACUGAAACAGUCACAUUAAGAUUUCUUUUUUUUUAUUUUUGUAUCUCUAGCUCUUCUUGCAGAGACGGAGCGCUUGGCCCAGGAUCGGCUGGAUUUGCAGCGGCAGGCAGAGAAGGACCGCACUUCUCUGUCGCUGCGCCUCAGGGCCCUGGAGAGAGAGCUAGAAGAGCAGGAGACGAAGGGCCUGGAGACGGAGCAGCACCACAAGACUCACACUGAAGACCUUCACCAGCGAGUCCAAGCCCUCGAAAAACAGCUGAAACAUGACCGCCAGUUUAUCGAGGUGAGUUUUGAACGAAUAAAAACCACCAGAAAAAUUAAAACAUUUUAUUUAAAGAUAAAGUUUAGCUUUCUAUUUGUCUCUUUUAUUCACAGAUGAAAUCGCUGUAAUUGCCUCGUAAUUCCGUCUAUUUUUAAGGAUGUCAGAGACAGUUAUUUCACGCUGAUGCCUAAUGUGGUGGUCACACUCUUUCGCAUGGUUUGUUUCUGCACAUAUAGGAGCAGGCUGUGGAGCGUGAACAUGAGAGGGACGAGUUCCAGCAGGAGAUCCGAAGGCUGGAGGCCAAACUCAGACAGACAGGCGGCGUGGAUAACAAAGGACACAGGGUGAGACCCACAGAAGAUGCACUGCGUUUGUAGAGUGUGUGUGCUUCCUGACAUGUAUUUCUGAUGGGAUUUUUAACCAUUUAAAAACAGAUUUUGAUUGAAAAGGUUGAAGUGAUGAGUGCAUUGUUUGCCGAUAAGCCUGACUUUUGCCAUGUGUUUGUCCCUGUGCUGAAUGGAUUGCUGUAGUUUGAGGACUUGGUGCUCCAGGUAUGAAAUCUAACUAGCUUACUCUUCCUAGCUCCUCCGACUCUUGUGCAUGGUGUGCAUCGCUCAUUAUUGUUUCCGUGCAAUCAUCCAUAGAUUCAUUCUUCAUGCUGAUGUGCUUGUCUUCAUUUUUACAGUUGUUCCCAUUUCAUCGCCUGUUUUUAAUAUUCAUCCGCUUCUGUUUACACUUCAUUUGUCUUUGACCUCUGCAUCACUGCUCUCUGGCAUGGCUUAUAUUUUUACAUUUUUAUAUUUGGUAACGGUGGCUGCAGAUCCAGAAUGGCUUGUUUUUUCUCUUUAAAUCAUGUAGUUUUUCAUCUCAAAUCCCCGUUUGCUGUUUAGUACUCCUGAAACGUUUCUGUAAAUGUCUUUUUCUCUUAAUCUCUGUAGGUGGAGAGUCUGCAGGCCGUGAUCAAAGACAAGACAGAGGACCACGCAUCCCUACUUGCAGCCAAUCAGGAAGCCCAGCGAGACCUUGCAGAGCGCAACGAGGAGAUAGACAAGCUCGCCGGGCGAAUCAGAGAGCUCGAACAAGCCCUGCUAAGCAGCUCUGAGACCAACAGAUCCGUCAGUCACCUGGAACAAGAGCUCCACAGAUCAAAGUUGAAAGAACAAGAGCUGACGCAAGUACGAACACGCACAGUAAAACACUUUGAGUGGAUUCGAGGGUUUCUCGGUUCUUACGAAUGCGCUCACUUUUGUCAGUAUAAACAGGCUCUGGAGCAGCAGCAGCUGUCCAACAGGCUUCAGAUCUCCGCCCUUGAGUCCAAACUGGAUGAGACGAGACACUGUUACCAUGACAACACACGUGAGCCCACCAAGGAGUUGAGGGACGCCCUGGACACUGUUCAGCAGAGUCUGCAGAGCAAAGAGCAAGAGGUCUGUAGGAUUUGGACUGAAAAUGAUUUGGGCUUAUACCUGAUGGUUGUCAAAAUACUGUUGAGCACACUGCCACCUUUUGGCACAGAUGAAUAUUGUCCACCCACUACAGGAUACAGUUGACCCAAGAACUAGAGUGGAUUUACACUAAAUAAUGUUUGAUUUUCAGGUGGAGAUCCUGCUGGACCAGCUGGAGAACACGCAGAGCGCCUUGAGUAUCAAAGAGGUGGAACUGAAACACCUCACGCUACAGCUGGAGCUGCUGACCAAUCAAAACGCAGCUCAUGUGAAUGAGCUCCAAGAAGAGAUCGCUGCUUUGAAAGUAAGAGCGUUUUGUCUUUACGCCAAAUCUCUCGAGGAGCAGUUGAGGAAAAAUAUUGACAAAUGGAUUUGAGUCGAGAUUUUUUAAAAACUUGGAUCAGCAGAUGAUUUAAAAACAAAAAAACUACUCAAGACGACCCAUUGGCAUGCCUGUAACAAAUAAAACUGUUAUUUCUAGGCUCUAUGAAUUUCCACUCAUCUUUAAAGGGUCUUCAUCUUCCCUCUGUGAUUAUUCUGUUUGUUGCCUUGAAAACGACACAAAGAAAGGGGAAGAAAAAAAGGCCUGAAAUCAAUCAGAGUUUUCAUUUUAAAGUGAAAUGUACGACUCUGCCUGCAGGAAAAUGUGUCCGCCCUCACCAUCCUCAAGGAAGACAAAGAUGAGCAAAGCGACGAAGGUGAAACAGAAGAGGAGAAUCUCCCGUCUGCGUUACUUCAGGAGAAGAAUCUGGAGAUUGACCACCUCAACAAUGAGAUCCACAGACUGGAGCAGGAACUGGAGAGCACCAGAGACAACAAGGUAAGAAUGAGUUCAUAGAGGAUCCCUAAAGAGGGUGUGGACUUGAAGAGGCUGUAAUCAAAUAUUCAAUGGUUUUUAUCAUUCUUGUGUUUAAGGUCUUGGAGUCUGAGCUGGAGGAUCUGCGCUCACAGGUGGAGCACCUUCAGUCUGAGAUCGUGAGAGUGCGUGAGGACAAACAGGAGGAAGAGGAGCGUCUUCAUGAGGUCAUCAGCACUCUGCAGGCAGAACUCGCCACUUUAGGCCCAAACCUACACGAGGUCAGCGACUCUCAAGACGGAGACAGUAUCAAUCCCUCGCCAGCUCCCAGCCCAGAACCUCGUCACUACCCCGUCCAGGAGCAAGAGAAGAAAGGAGGACCGAGCAGCCUGAAGCAAGAGCUCAGUCUGACUCAUGCGAAAUCGUCCCGUCCUCUUCGGUCUCGCCUCAAAGCGCUUCAGAGUCAGCUGGAUAUCGCCGUGGCAGAAAAAGACGGACUGGAGCGACUGCUGCUCACUCAGGAGGAAGAGUACAGAGGGCACGGAGAGGAGUUCGGUAAGAGGCUGAAAGCGGAAAGAGAGAGGAGUGAUGAACUCAAAGGUCUCCUGAACACGAAGGAGGCAGAGCUGGAGGAACUCAGAGUCAAGAUGGAGGAGGAAAGAGAGAAAAGGAAACUGUCUGAAGAGGAGAGGAGCGGCUAUCAAAGUGAAGCCAAAGAGAAGAGCGCACUACAAGAGAAGAACACCCAGCUCAGCUCCCAGGUUUCAGAGCUCCAAAAGAAAGACCAGGAGAGCAACAGCGAGAUCACAGCUCUCAAAGCAAAGGAGCAGGAGAUGAAAAUGGAAACAGACGUCCUCCGAGAAUCCGGCCUCACCCUGGAGAAACAGGUCCAGGAGGUGCGAGCCGAGUUGCGGGACCUGGAGGAGCUGGUUGCCGAGGAGAGGGCGAAGGUUCUAACCCUGGAGACCGCGAAGGAAGAGCUGUGCGCGGAACGAGAGGCUCUCAGGAGGAGGGAGGGGACGCUUCAGGAGGAAAUUGAAAGGCUCAGACAGGAGGUGACCUCGAUGAGAGCCUGCGUCCAGAACCUGACACUGCAGCUCAAUGAGAGGGACAGCAGUCAAGAAGAGGCUCAGAAGGAGGUGUUGGUGAGUUUCGGCGAUGAGGUCGACGGCACAGUUUCAUGUAAAUGUGACCAAAACUGCAGCCGUGUUAUUGAUCAAUUAAAAUCAGGAACAUCUGAAAUAUCUGAGGCCAGAUUAUAAUAAUUAGUCUGCAAAAUAUUAAGUUUAAUGGACGUUAAAUUAUCUAAAACUUUUAUUGCAGCUCUUUAAAUGAUGGAAAAAGUGAAACAAAACCUCUUCUACAGCUUUUUCUUUGGUUUUUAUCUGGAGUUUGGAUUUUUCACCCAGCAAAGCACUCAGGCAAAUUUAGUUAACUUGCUUCAGCAGGCCCCCCCUGCGUAAAAGACAGGAAAUAACUUGCCGCUGUGUUUAUGCGGCUGCAGGCUGAGAUCACAUCUGGUUUAAGUUAACGGCUGCAACACGUCAUGACAGCGUCGUUCCUGAAACGGCAGAAUCUGAGCGACGCAGGGGAAGUUACGUUCAAAAGAGGAAGAAGGAAGAAAAUCUAUGUUGGCUGUUGUUUUUACAGAUCUGGUGCACUUUAGUUUUCAGAAACUUAACGUUCGAUCUGGAAAGGAUGUGGUAGGGGGGGGGGAGUUGUGGGUACUUUAAGGAAUGCAAGGAGGCUUUAAUCUGUCUGUUAGUGUGCUGCAUGUGUCUGCAGCUUUAACUGUUUUCUGAGUUUAUAUGCUUGUUCCAAUAGACUAAGAAUAGACCUGAAUGACUUAUGUGCAUGUGAGCUGCUGUCUAAAUCUGUUGUGUACUUUGCGUUAAAUGGAACAGCAGAUUUGUGUGUAUUUUUUAUAGUAAAAAACUGAGAUUUAUGAAUGCAGAGAAUGCAGAGCUUCUCUUCAACGGUGUGUUUCUUCAUGACAGACACACGCUGAGUCGACCCUGGCCAAAGCAGACGCUGCCUUGAGACAGAGGGAAGCCGAACUCGCCACACUGAGAGCCGAACAUCAAGCUCUGAGGGCAGAGCUGACCGCGGCGAAACAAGGACUGUGCUCCAGUACAGAGAGAGCUGAGAAACUGCAUGUGGAAGGACAGGUAGGAAUCUAGACAAACAAAAUAUAGAAGCUGAAGUCGAUCCGUCUUCUUUGCAGUGAACAGUGUUGACAGCUGUCUUGUCCUGUUACUACAUCUCUGUACACGUCAGACCAAAGACCGUGCCCUGAUCGAGUUGGAGACGGACAACGAGCGGCUCAAGGAGGAGCUCCGACGUCUGCAAGACGACUUGGCCGUGCAGGAAGAGGAACUGGCCUAUCAGCAGAGAGAACUCCAGCAGCUCAGGCAGAUCUAUCAGCAGCAGCUCACACCACCUCACCAAAAGGGAUUCUCACAGAAAGGUAAACAAAUGGUCACCGCUUUGAAUUAUUGUCCUACUGAGCAGCUUCAACCUUACCUUAUGAUCUCAGGGUUGAAACUGGACAAAACUUCAGCUUUUCCCAUCCAUUUAAGUCCUGCUACAAAAUAACAAAGCAGUUUAUAGUCUUUUUUUCCCCUGUUUUGAUUUUAAGUAGUCAGAUUAUUCAUUUUUACACGUUUAAGCCACACAUAUUAUGCAAAAUGUCAAAUCUUAGAAAGAAUCAGCUGCUUUUCUCUCUGUUUUUAUUGAUAAUUUAAUAUCUGUAGACUUUAGACUGCUGCCAGGACAAAGCAAGAGUCAUAUUGGGUUGUGGAAUAAAGAGUACUGUAAAAAUCUGUAGAAUAUUCCAGAGCAUCUUCACUCUUUGACAUGCGUAGUUUUAUUGUAAACAAAGAAAAGUCAGUGGAUAACAGAUGAACAUUUUCUUCACCCGUUAGACAUUUCUCACCGAGCGUUCGAGGAUGGUGUGAGCGUCUCCCGCGACGAAGUGUCCCUGAGCUCCCCAGAGGUUCUGAGGAGACUCGAGUGCUCGGAGGACAGAAUCCCUGAGCGGCUCCACGCCUCGGUUCUCGGCUCUCGUCUGUCCGAGCUCAGCGCUCUGAACAGCACGGGCCUGGAUUUCUCUCAGGUCAAGACCUCCCCCAGGGUCGUGAUGGAGCCUCCUCGCUCCAGGACUAUCACACCGGAGCCAACCACGAGCAACCAGAGCACUCACUCUCCAGGCUCCAUGUCAGACAACUACUCCAUGAUCGACUCUGUGGAUGCUGACAAAGUAAACAGUCGAACACCUGCAGACAUCUACAUUUGAAGGGGUUCUGAAAAAGCUUUGGGUGAAGAUGAAGUUGAAUAUUAGUUCCCAGUUAUAUAAUUUCUUUUUUUUUUUUUAAGGUGCGUGAGUUGGAAGGACUUGACCUUACAACACCUCCAUCUCUUCUUGGCUCCACCUCCUCCUUGUCAGCUCAAGAAUGGGCCAGUGAUGGAUACGGCAGCAGUAAGUGCCGGCACAUUUAUACUGAAAACCAACACGAGACGAAUGUAACAGAAGUUUUUCUGUCACCAAACAUACAGUUGAGGCCAAAAUUAUUAGCCCCCCUAUGAAAUUUGAAGUUUUUUUCCAAAAUGAUUUUUUUACACAGCUUUUCCAAACAUCCUAGUUUUAUUUUGGAUCCUUACAAUCCUUUGCACACAGAAACGAAAUUAUUUCACAAAAACCAAAAACUACCAGGGUCAAAAUUUCUUCCCCCCCCCCCUCUUUUCUUUCAGACGUGAGCUCAGAGUUGGGCGCGAGGCUGAGAGUGGAGCUGGAGCAGACCGAGCGGCUGGACGCUCAGUUUGUGGAGUAUCUCCGCUGCAGAGGAAUUAACCCCACAGUGAACACAGACAGCGCAGCAGGAAGUAUGAGCUACAGCGAUGACCUGCUGUCACCUGAGCUGCAGGUAGGUUCCACUCACAGGGUAUCAAAUCAGUUUCAACUUAUUUCAAUUUAAGUGAAACUCUUACUUAAAUCUUUCUCCACUCUUCCACAGGCUUUGUUGAAAAAAGUCUAUCAAGAAAGCUGCAGAAUCCUCACGUUAUCCCAGCGUCGGGGCACUUCCUCAUCCCAGCCUCACGGCAUGGACCUGAAAGCCUUCUCGUUGAGUGAGACUCAGCAUUAUCCUGAAGAAGGCUCCACUCCACUGCACCACCUGGACAAAUCCUCCUCCAACCCUCCAAUGAACUGGCAGCAGGAGAAGAGGGCGCUUCAGGAGACUGUGAUCGCUCUCAGGGAGCUGCUCUGUCGGAUGGCCCAGAGACACACACAAGUAUGUUGAAUAAUGAAAGGAAAUGUCAUCUUACUGUGUGAUUUUGCACCUGAAUGAAACCCAAAGGUAGAAACUUGCUGAUAACUUUUUCUUUCUCUGCCACAGUCUGACUUCAGGGGUGGUGACGAUGGCUGGCACAGAGAUCAGCUUCGAACUGAAGGACAGGUCGAAUACCAACUGAGGGUGGAUCUCGAUGACAGCCAGAAACUCCUGAAAUGUGCUCAUGACACUCAACAAGAGCUGAAGAACAAGAUACAGUCGCUGAGGUUUGUCACACACACUCCCAGUGAUCGUAGUUAACAAAUCAUGGACUGUAUAUAGAAUGGACGCCGUCUGCCUCCUCGCUGGGUGAAGCCACUCUGAGAACAGCACCCUCUAGUGACGGGCUGCAGUAUAGGUCAUAAAUCCCACCUCCGCCAGCAAAGCUUAUGGAGCUGUGGACGAACUUUAGAAAUUUAUGACACAGAACAUAAAUUUUUCUCCUUCCUGCUUGUGACUGUGUAAUAACCACACAUGAUGCAUAAUUUAUUAUAACUCUAAGUCUUCAUUUCUUUCUUUGGUCUUAAGUCUUGGUUGAACUUUGCUCUCUUCGCCGUACGUCUGUCAAACUCUAAACUUUUCUCCAAGCAUCGCAAAGAAAUGAGAGCAAAUUUCGAAUCUUUCCUCAGGCUGUCCGUUGAAGAGGGUGAGGAAGCUCUGAGGAGGGAGCAGAGCCGAGUGCAGGAGCUCCAGCAGCAACUGGAGCAGGAGAGAGCUCUGAGUCUUCGCAGGGACCGGCAAGAGGAAGAAAGGAGAGGGGUAAGAGGAUAGGUGUACACAACGAAAUGUAAUCAAUCUCAUUAAAAGCCUGUCUGCAAAUGAAAACCAAGUGCAACUUCUAAAAGUCGAGAGACACAAACUUUGGUGUUUGUACUGGAUUCUAAGCUUCAAGCAAGUCAGUGCUUUUCUUUUUGAAUUCUGAAAAGUGACCCUUCUCCUCUUUCUCCAGGCUGUCCAAAUAUCCUCUGAGCAGCAGAGGUCAGAGGUCAUGGCUCUGAAGGGUCAGGUGGAGCAAGAAAAGGUGGCCUGCAGCAACCUUAGACGGGAGCUCCAAAUCGAACAGUCCCGCAGCGUCCUGCUGGAGAAACGCCUCGAGGACACCCAGAAGGAGCUCGAAAAUGAACGUCAAAAUGCUGCACACCAGCAAGAGCUGAACUCGCAAGAAAAGACUCGUCUCGAACGCCUUUUUACCGAAGAAGAGUCUCGCCUCGCAGAAGUUCGCUCCAAGCUUGCAGACGCUCACAAAAAGCUGGAUGAAGAGAGAGGUCGCUACUCCAGACAGGUGGAGGAACUCAAUUGCAGACACCAGGCCGACGAAGCCAGAGACAGGCAGUUCAUCUCUGACCUGCGUGCCCAGCUCGAGCAGGAGCGGCGCCAGGGGGAGGAGCUGGCCGCUGCAACGGACAAGCUGAGAGCUGAGCUACUGCAGAGCAGGAGGAGAUGGGAAGAGGAGGACAAACUGAGGAGGGAGGAGCUGCAGAAGGAGCAGGAGGCCGCGAUCAGACAUCGCGUCGCCGUGGAUGCCUUGAGAGAACAGAAACAGGGAGCGUGUCGUGCUUUGGAGAAGGAGCAGGAGCAGACCAGACGUCAAGGGGCGGAGCUGAACGAGCUGAAGGAGAGACUGCGCCUAGUGAAGGACAAAGAGAGGGAGAGGGAGGAGGAGUGGGAGAGAGAGAGGAGAAAGGAGAGGCAGGAGCAGAUGGAGAGGGAGAGGCGACAGGAAAAGACCAACAACAAACUGGUACUUAAACUCUCUUCACAACUUUUACAAUUGUGCUGAUUAUUGUGGAUCAAAAUAAACACACUCACAUAUAAAACUAUUGUUUUUUAGCAUGAGCUGGAGUUUUUGAGGCAACAGGACCAGCAGCGCAUGCAGGACCUGCAGCACACUUUGGAAGAGCUGCAAAGAGAGGAGAGAGAGAUGGCUGCUCAAAGGCUGUCCGGAAGAACAACAGGGCAGCAACACAAGGCUUCAUCCUCACAAAACAACCUGAAGACGGGGAGCACACUUCAAAACAAGCAGGUACACUGAGGUUCUCACACCCAGAUUUGACGGAUGUGAACAGGGGAGAUGUGGCAUGACUCUGUUAACUCACAGGUCUGAUCUCAAUUUUUUUUUUGAUUGAAGAACCCGUCUUUGCCGUCCUCGCCCAAGCUGCUGGAAAGGCUGCUGGAGGAGAACUCGGAGCUGACCGAGCGCGUGACGUCACUGAGUCAGGAGAAAGCGACCCUCAAACACAGACUCGCCUGCCUGGAGCGAGAGCUGCAGCGCACGGAGUACGAGCUCGCCAAGGUCACCACAGAAACUGAAAAUAGACCCAUCAAUGAUGUGAUGAACAACAGCAAGGUCAGCCAAAAAGAAAACACACACACACACACACACACACACACAGCUCAUCCCUGCAUUAUAAAGAUUGAGAACUCCAAAAAAAAGUUCCGUAACGCUUUCUUUUACGGCACACUUAUUACCAGGUAAUUACCUAGUAACAACAUGAAAUUAUCUGGUAAUUACAUGAUAACUACUAAGUCAAUACUGUCUAGCUACCAGGUAGGUAUCCUUCCAUCAUCAUGCAAAUUUGAAGCCGAAUUGCGCAGUAGCAUUGUACGCAUUCGGCAGGUGAGUCGCUCUGAUAACGCUCAGCUCAAACAGCGUAUCGCUACGCAAUCUUCGCACGCCCAAAGGCUGUAUCAAGUGUCAAUCAUAGAAAAUAAGAACCCCAAAUAGCUUUUGAAAAUGGAGCUGCACAGAAAAAAGAAAAAAAGAGAAACUAGACAGUAUUGACUUGGUAGUUAUCAUGUUAUUACCAGAUAAUUUCAUGUUGUUACAAGGUAAUUACCUGUUAAUUACCUGGUAAUAAGUGUUUGUUGUAAGCUAUAUUAGUUAUUGUUGUUUAGCUAUAGGCCACAACUUUUGAAACGUUUUAAUUUAGGCCCUAAUGAGUUGAUUCUUCACAGUAAUGGUUCUUUUGAUCAACAGGUGCACCGCUUGUAUGAGCGGUACCUGCGUGCCGAGAGCUUCAGGAAAGCUCUGGUGUAUCAGAAACGUUACCUGCUGCUGCUGUUAGGAGGUUUCCAGGAGUGCGAGCAGGCCACCCUGUGCCUCAUCGCCCACAUGGGAGCACGGCCGUCGCCCCCGCUCUCCUCUCAGAGCAGACCUCUCGGACGAUUCCGGGCUGCUGUGCGAGCGGUCAUAGCGGUCUCAAGGUAGGGCGCGCCAUCUAAGAGACAAGAGUUUCUUUUGCAUGUGUGUGUGUGGGUGCUACUGUAACCAAACUCUACAUUUUCAGGAUGAGGUUCCUGACAAGGAAGUGGAACAGAGCCAUCAGGAGAUUAUCUUCACCUGGAGCGGUUAAUGGGCAUGCUUCAGGUCAGCUCAGGGAACAUGUUAUAUGAUGACAUGUAUGACUUGAGCUUAUGUCAGAUGUUUAAGUGUGAGCGUUUCAAAAUGUCUCUUGCAGGGCCUAGAGCUGAAGUUUUAAGGCAGCAACACCCGAGAUUAAAUUCAGACCCACCACCAAACAAAGACAGCAGUGCCAUCCACAAAGUUCCAGUCUCAGCACUUGUCCCACCCAUCAAAUCACCCUUCAGGUUGCACAACAGGUGAGAACCCCUCUUCAGCACAGGCUUAUCAACUUUAAUCUGGUUUAAAUCCCUUAGUUUCCACACAAACUAAAGUGUUUUUCCCCACCUUAGGUCAUACUCCAGCAGCAGUCUGGCCUCCGGGCUUUCAGGAGGAACGUCUCAGGAUCCUGAGCGAACCCUGACAGAAACUAUCCAACACCUAGAGAGGGUCCAGCAGCGGUUGGUGGGAGCAAAGCGAGGUGAGCUGCAUGGACAGAUAUGGAGUUGAAUUCACCAAGGUUAAAGGCUUUUUUGAACCACAGUGGAAACACUUGGGCCGGGGGGUAUUGGGUUAUUGUCACCUCUUUGCUUACAUUUCUUUCCCUUUUCUCUGUGACAAACUUAGUGGAAAAACUAUAUUUGUACCGUGAUUUUUUUUGUUUUUUUGCGAAGUGCAGUAUUCUGGAAAGUGUGCAUUCAGGUUAGAUGGCAUGAAAGCACCCACUUCAAAUGCCUAAUCCAACACUGUCAAUAGAUUUUUUUCUCUGAUCCCAGCAUCGGAUGCAUGUCACCUAAUUUGGGCACUUGUUUUUUCAGGAAGCUUUAUUUAAAAAAGAAAAGAAAAAAAAAAAUUGCUGUUUAGAAAGUAAUGCACAGUAAUGAAAAUUAAUUCUUUUGGACGUCUUGAAAUCCCACUAUGCCUAUAUGCUCUUAAAUCUCCCAACAUAGAAACCAAGAGUGAUAUAGCCACACCUCCUAAAGAGGAGAGAAGGAUACAGUCAGCCUGUUCCCCUCAUAUGAUUGGUUAUCGGCAGCGCUGGCUGCAGGAGAAUAGGACAUGGCUGUACCUGAGUUGCUUGUCGCCCAUUUACCUUAACGGUCCAGGUGAGUGUGAGUGUAAUAUGCUCACUCCACCAAACAAUAAAGCAACACUGAUCACGUCUUGGGGCGGGUGCUGGGUCACUGGGUGCACUAGAUUUGAGGUGGUUAUUGGCCUUGUUUGGAAAGUACAAACAUUGUUCUAGACUUCAUAGUAGCAUACGUGUAGAUUUAUUGUUUUUACACUAAAUAAGGAUGUUCACCUUCUUUUUUCUGUCCCAUCAGGUUCUCCAGUGCUCCAGACUGACCCAAAGUAGUUGGACAAGUGAAAUGAUGAAUGUCUCCCAUCAACAUAUUGUUCAGAACUUGUCCAUGCCUUAUAUCCAUGUAGAAAGAGGAGUCACAUGUUGCAUUUCUUGAUCUUUUUUUAUUGAGUGCAUAAAUUAUUUUUCACUAUUUGCUAUCGCAUCUUUUUUAUUCUCUGUAUGGAAGUAUUUUGAAGUUCACUCCUUACACGUUGAAAAACAAAUGUUUUUCAUUAUUUUAAAUAAGGCUGUUAUUUUUCUACUAAUUUUUUAUACCUUUUUGUGCUCUGUAAAUACUACUGAUGUUCAUUGCACAUGUCCAAAUUUGCACUGGUUUUGACUGUAAUUCUAUGAUGACUAUAUGUAGUAAUUUGCAUAAUUGUUUAAGGUGUAAUGUUUCUGUUGUAUUUUCUAUGUUUUCCAUAAAGUUGAUGAAUAUUUUAAAUGUGUGUGUAUGGACAUAACAGACUUGUUAUUUUAUGGCAGCUUGUGAAAUACACCUAACAAUGCAAGUAAAAACCACAUACUAUAUUGGAUUGUGUGCUUUGUAUUUAAUCAUAGCCUGGGAUGGGAUUGAAGAACAUGGUUCAUUAAUGACUUUUCCUUUGCUUUUAUAUUUAAAUUGUGAUUGAGAAAAAAACACUAAGUUUCCUUUAAUCAAAUAACUUUCUAUAAAGAAGUAAGCAAACAAACUAAGGCCCUAUUAGCUAGAUCCAUCUUUUUACUUGUUAGCAGUUUCAGGAUUACUAUUUAUGAUUACAACAGAUUAGAAGAAGAAUCUAAGAAGCGCGCAUAUGGUAAAAAUGCCUUUUCCAUUCAGAUGUGAUUUACAAGAAAUAUCACUCUUUCCCUGAAACUAAAGUUAGUUUUUUGUCUGGAUGUUUGCAAAUCUCAGUUGAUUUCCUGAUUAGUCACAUGACUAUAACACUAAAAGUGCCGUUGAAGUGCCAUUCCUAAUCUAAACUGAGGAACCUUUUUACUUUAACGCUCAUCCCUCUUCUCAUUUCCUCUUUAAACAAACUACUUUUUAUACUUUAAAUCAUCAUCUUAAAAAAAAUAUAUAUUUUUUUAAAACCUUUUUUUUUAAUCAAAUUUGUAAACCUUUUUACUUUUACACUUAUUUUUUCCUCUUUAAACAAACUACUAUUUAUACUUUAAAUCAUCUCUUAAAAAAAAGAAAUAUUUUUUAAAACUUCUUUUUUUGAAUCAAAUUUAUAAACCUAUUUUUUAUUAUCUUAAAUACCUUUUUUAUAUUUUGAACAGCACGUUUUAUUUUGUAAAAAAUAAACUAAUUAACUCACGUUUUAACAAUAAUAAUAAUAAUAAUAAUAAUAAUAAUAAUGAUAAUAAUACAUUUAUGUCUGCGAAAACAGAUCUUAAAGUACAUACAAGGCAAUUGUAAAAACAACAAAAAUAUUUUUUUCAGUGAAGUCUUUCAUAGAAAUUCCCUGAUUUAUAGUUUUCUUGUCGAUUAUGUAACUGAGCUGCUAUGAGCGUUAGCUGCCGCCGCUGUUGCUGCUGUCCUGUUCCCAGGUAAACUCAGAUAGGGGUUCGUUUGUUUAUUUGAAAACCAGUCCGCUUCUGACUGUUUUCUUCUGGUUCUUGCCCCCACUCUCAAUGUGCACUCAGGAACUCCGCCCGCCCGUUCUGCGAAGAGACUGCAAACAUUCGCACCCACAACAGCAACACUUUAUGACGCACAUCCUUCGCAGCUCGGUACUAGCGUUGCUGCUAACGGUGAGCUAAGUCAAAGGAGGACUCUGUGUCGUACAUCGUUGGUUGACAUCUUACAGGGUUCUGAAAUCGUCCUGGCCCGCAAAGAUACCCCCGUUACACUAUUCUCGUAUAUCUCUGGGAUGUAUGGAUGGAUAGUUGACGGAAUCUCGUCGCUAUUUGAGUCCGUUUCGGGGCAAAACCCCUCCGAGUGGCCCGGGAAAGGUACCGCUGGCGAGGAGGUACCCACGCGACCUGCGGUUACAGCGCAGCAGCAGCAGGAGAGCCACAGCAGACCGGCUAAACGAAACUACCAGAGGUGGGCUUUUACAGAUUAAGACUAUUUUUGUACACAUAGUUUCUCAGGUGUACUGGCUGAAGCGUUGUUAACCGUGUUAUGCUACCUUGUUACUCAGUGGGAUAGUUAGAGUGAGAUAGAAAAGAUAGUUGUGUGCCAGUAUAGUGGCUAACAUGUUGAUGAUGGCUCGAUGCUCAGGUUAACAUUUUCUUCCUGUUUCAAAACCUCGACUAAGAAGUGGCGAUGUUCAUAUUCUGUUAAAAACGAAAGGAAGAUGAGUUAAGAUGUUCCUUUUAAUAGUCCCACAGCAUAUAGUCAUACAAGAGAAAUUAAAGUCUAAAGCAGCUUAGAGUCAAGAAAAAAGAUAAGAUAUGUACAUGAGUUCAAUUUACAUGUGUACAGAAUAUAAAUAAUGAUAUGGAAACGAUUGAAGUAAACGAAUAUGACAUCUGAAUGUGUUUAUUUGUUUGUUUGGAACCCCAUUAGCUUCCAUACAGUGGUUGCUAGUCUUCCUGGGGUCCAAAAACUCAACAAUAACAAUUAGGGCCCGACUGAUUUAUCGGCGAGCCGAUUAAAUCGGCCAAAACUCGCCGAUUUUCGCUGAUAUUUUCAAAAAUAACCACCCUAAGGCAGUGAGUAAGGCAGUAUAGGAUUAUAAGAAAACAUUUACAUUAAUCAUUUACAAUGGACAGUUUUACAUCAGAUAUCUAUACAGUGUUAACCUUUCAAAUGGGAUCCCCAAUAAACUAAAUAACAUGCAUUACUAUGACUAUACCGCAGUACACUUUUUUAAUGUUAAAUCUUUUCCUAAAGUGUUGCAUGCACCAACCAGCCAUGCUGAAUAUCAGUCUUUGGCCCUAGUGUCAGAUUUGUUGUAUUAAAGACUGAACCAAGAAAAACAGGCUUCAUAUCACAAACUGGAAAUGUGUCUAUGUACAUAAAAACCUGGACUUAUAUAGUUCAGUUUCACUUACUUUUCCAUAUUGUUGUAAAUAUUUCAAAAAUAUUGUAGUGCCAGGUGUUUCAACAUGGUGCAGCCCUAGUUCAUGUUUGAUAUUUUUCUGUUACAGUGUUGAUGUUGCAGACGGUGUGUGCCAGAGCGACCCAAUCAAGGCGAAAAGGCGUAGGCGAGGUUUGUCUAAAAACACACAAUUUUUUGUUUCCCGUCAGUGACAAGAUGGGUGGUGUUUGUGAGUAAUGAGGGCGUUUGUUGAUUUCGCGGUGUCCUCGGUUUCAGAUGUAGUCAUUAGCUUCGUGAAGAAGACUGUGGCAGGAGUAGCAGGUCUGCUUGGGCUGCAAAACUCGCUGACCACAAGGUGUGAGAAGCCCAAACAAUAUGAAGACACGCAGGUUUGUGCUUUAAUUCUCAAGUAAAAUGACUGUUUUGAUUAUGCUGCAUUGGCCUCUUUAAACAAUCUUGACCAGGUAGCUUUAUUGAUACUCUGGAGUUAAGUUUCUGGUUUUCAUACUCAAUCUUUGUUUACCUUUCUCUCUGCUGAUUCAGCCUGUGACUCUGAUGGGGAUAGAUGAGCUCCACACCUCAUGGCUAAACAGUUCUGAAUGGAGAAUGAGUAAGUGAGGGUAGCUUUCACCCCCAAAAACACAACAACUGUUUACAAACAUUUCUGUAUUCUGUUUUUUUCACUCAUUUAAAUGUUUUUUGUUCCCAAUCUAAAGGUAAACCAGUGGGUGGAGUGAAUGAGAGGGGAGGGAAGAACCCCUUUCAGAGCUCCUCACCUCCUUUAAUGAGAAAGUACAGGUAAGUUCUACUGCCAUGGUCUCCUCACUUAUUCAAUUGUUAAAUGAGUAACCCAUGGUAAAAAAUACUCCCUUGCUAAUGUACAUAUAAUUCCAAAUCCAGCGGGGCCGGGCUGCCUAAUGGGCUCCCUGACAAGGGUAAGGACCGGGAGAGGAGAGGCUCCCUCCAGCUGUUGCCCUCCAGACCAGUUUUGAGGAUGGGAACCCCUAAUCCUGACCCAACUUGCAAUGGCUUUGGACACCAACGUUGCUAUAAGCCUAGUCUCACUGUAGAGGAGGUAAGACUUGAUGAGUAAGCGUGCUUGGUUGGAUUUGUAAAAGGGUACUCUAAAUUUUAUGUUUAUGCAUGAAUCCAUAACAGCACUUGCGUUGUUUUUGCUUAUUUUGCUGUGUCAGUGAUCAUUUAUUUGUCCUCCGCCUCAGACCAUAAAACAGAAUAACAAAGAGCAUUACAGGCGCUUGCUGGAGAUGGUCACCGAGAAAUACAGCAAAAGCCAACCUCUACCUUUCAACCAGACUAAACCACAAAAGUAAGUGUACCUAUGUCGUCACAUUGGGUUUAUUACACACUGAGUAACCUGAGCUGAUCAUUCCUCUCCAAUACGAACUCUUGCAGUGAGUUGCUGUCUCAGAGUGAGCCCAAAAAAACAGCUCCAGGCAAAGCAGCUGAACCAUUGCCCAGGAAGAUGGGUUACACAGGUAAGACGCCUCUAUAACUAAGCUGAUCUGACUGGGUAGUUUUAAGUCAUCUUGAACAGGCUGUUAUUUUAAAAUAAACCAAUUUUAAUGCAUUUAAAUGUCUUUUUGCACAGCUUCCCCAAGUAUGUACUCAUGGAGAAAUGCACCUGCGAUUAAGGAGAGGUUGGUGUGUUAUAUCUGUACUAUAUAUCUAGGUAUUUUUCAUGUAUGGCUUGCGCAUAUUUUCCAAUCCCCUGACGUAUUUUUUGAUCUCCAGGCACAGCAGCUUGACUUAUAGUAAAACCUUCAGUGGAGCUUUUGAGGACACACAACCUAUAAGAUGUGCAAAGGUAGUAACUUCACUUGCUUUCUCAUGAGAACGCUCACUAGGUUGUAAUUGUGGUUUGAAACUCUAAUACAUCAUUUCUGUAAUCUCAGCCUGUGUUACAGCAGAAACAAGCUGCAGAGGUGGACCUUUCUACAGAAGUCGCCACUCGUCUCAAUCUUGUUGACAGAGAGACUCCUUCGGCUAGCGUCUCAGACACUCAUACCGCACAAACGUCGCACACUGCGCAUGCACGACACAGUAAUGAAGACAUACCUCGGCUGACGAAGGUGAGCUGGUCAGAAGCAGAUGAAGUCCCCGUGUUAAAAAGCAUGGAUACGGUUCACUUCACGUAGCGUGUGUCCUGUUUUUUUUGUGCGUAGGAAAUGGCAGCAGAGGUGAGCUGUGCGCUGGCUCAGAGUGACCCCAACCUUGUUUUGAGUGCGGCUUUCAAACUUCGCAUCACACAGAGAGACUUGGCCACACUGCAGGAAGGGGGCUGGCUCAACGAUGAGGUAAGAGCUUGAAGGCGGAGAUGAUUAGUUUUCAGAUUUUGACACAAGUUAGAUAUAUAGAUACUCAUUUAAUUCUUAUGAUGAAAUAAUGAUAAUAAAUAUGAAACACAUCAGGUUCAGUCGUGCUCAGUGACAACAUGGAUUCAACAGAAACAGCCAAAGAGCUUUUGUAAGAGAGCCGUUAAUGCUGACUGUAUCCAUGCUUCUCUUGUAAGGCUCUUAAGCAAAUAUUGAACUAUUUCAGUUUAUUUUAAGGGUGCAGGUCUAUCAUUCACAGGGUAUCCCAAAUGCUGCUGACAUGUGUAAGAACCAGGAAUGAAUUUUGCUUCUUUAAUCUUUUUUUUUUUUUUUUUUUUUUUUCAUUAAGCUGUAAAUAAUUUUCAACUUGUCGUAGUUUCCUGCACGACCUCUUCCUCUUUUUUCCUCGUACAGGUACAAAUGUGACUCAUUUAUUUGCAGCGUUGAUAUUUCCAAAACAUAGUAACAAUAACGAAUGCUGCCUUCCUAUUUACGAACGCUGUUAAUUUUAUUGUCUGAUGGCGUGAAGUGUAGGUGUUUGGCACCAGACAAGUUCUAUUUUGUGGUAGUAGUAGCUCCUGCACCCAGUCACCAUGGAAACAAAGUUUGUGGCAUGACCUGCUUUCUAAUAUUAGCAACUCAAAAUGUGGCUAAUACCACUGAGAUGCUCAGUAUGCUUGUGUGAAUGUUCCCCACACUAUUCUAUUAGUGCUCUACUGCUCUGGCUAUAUUUAGUAACACUAUUAAAGCCAUUCUUCAAUACUACAGCUAUAGUGGAUGAUUAAUUAUGAGGCCAUGAUUUAACAAAUCAUUAAAAAAUGAUCCCUAUUCUCUUACUGAAAGCAAAAGAAGAUCACAACCUUUUUUUCUGUUCUCCUUCUUCUUUCCUCUUUGAACAGGUGAUGAAUUUCUACCUUUCCCUCAUCAUGGAGCGGUGCUCUGUUGAAACGUCCGGAUUAAAAGUCUACACCUUUAGCACCUUCUUCUUCCCGAAGCUGCGCGGCGGUGGAGGCGGGCAGAGCGGAGGUCACACCGCAGUGAAGCGUUGGACCAAAGCGGUUGACCUUUUCCUCUACGACCUCAUUCUGGUCCCUUUGCACCUGGGUGUCCACUGGGCGCUGGCUGUGAGUUAGAGUCACAUCUGUUUCUGUUCUAAUUUGUGUUCACCCAUCUGGACAGAGAUUUUGGACAUCCUGUGCCCUAAGCAGCUUGUGUCAUAAAUGGAUAUUCUGAUGAUGCUUGUUCUUCACCUGUGUUGAAAAUGAACUCCAUACACUGAACAUGAAAAAAGGAACAUAAGACUGAUUGUACCCAGGUUUUGACUUUGUUCUUUCCUCUCAUCCUCAUUCCCAGGUUAUUGAUUUCAGGUCAAAGACAGUGAAGUCCUAUGACUCAAUGGGACAGAGACAUGAUGACAUCUGUAGUCUUCUAUUGUAAGUCUUUAUCAUUCUCAUAAGCAUGGUUAUCAGUCACUUUAAUAAGCCUGUCAUGUACUGGGUCUUGCUCCCACUUACUAAGCAGCAUUGUUGUGUUCACCUUCCAGACUUUACCUUAAAGAGGAGCACAAAGUUAAGAAAGGCAGAGAGCUUGACAACUCCAAAUGGACUGUGGGCAGCUUAAGGGCCACUGUAAGCUGAACUGAAAUUAAUAAUCGCUGUGUUUUUUAAAUAUUCUAAUUGCUAGUGUUUACUGUGAGGGUAACUUUUUGCACUUUUCAUAACUCGUACAGGAGAUUCCCCAGCAAAAGAACGGCAGCGACUGUGGUGUUUUUGCCUGUAAAUAUGCUGAUUAUAUCGCAAAAGGGAGGCCUCUCACUUUCAAACAGGUAUUUACAUUUACCUUUGGAUAGCAGAAACAUAUCUUGUAACAGCAAUGUUAAUAUGUUUUAAAAUCAUUUGAACGAUGUUGACAUCUUUUGUAAUGUUGACCUCUUUUCUCUGCAGUGCCACAUGCCUCUCUUCAGGAUGUUAAUGAUUUGGGAAAUCAUCAAUCAGAAGCUGCUGUAG
Xyrichtys novacula (pearly razorfish) is the source of this 43365-nucleotide messenger RNA. The record is from the annotation of a GenBank genome assembly. Lineage: Eukaryota; Metazoa; Chordata; Actinopteri; Labriformes; Labridae.